CAAAAGCAAAAAAAAUAAUAUGAAAUGUGUCACCAUGGCAUGACGUGACGUUGAGUUCCUGCUCAAGAGACUGGGGUCUGUAUAUAAAUGCUAUAAAACCUGGAGGAGGGCCUAGACGAAGGCAGAGAAGGCUUGUGCUCCCAGCUCCUGAGGUUUGCACACAGACCACAAUGUACAAGAUCAUUAGCUGCACGCUUGUGGUGAUCUUCUACGCCAGUGUUACGGUUGGAAACCCACCAAAAUACUCUCGCCAUGACCCGGAUACGUAUAUUUUACAAUGUGACCAGUGCCCACCAGGGACCUUCGUUGUACAAGACUGCACAGCUGAGCAGAGAACAGAAUGUGCACCUUGCCCGCCCAAUCACUAUGCAGAUCAGUGGAACUCUGACAAAGAAUGCCAGUUUUGCAAUACCGUGUGUAAGGAGCUGCAGUAUGUGAAGCAGGAGUGUAACAGCACCAGGAACCGUCAGUGUGAGUGCGCUGCAGGACAUUUCCUGGAUGUGGAGUUCUGCAUCCCCCACAAUGAGUGUCCUCCUGGAUUGGGAGUGCUGCAGCAAGGUACUCCAGAGACUGACACAGUUUGUGGGGAAUGCCCCAAUGGAAUGUUCUCAAAUGUAACAUCUGCCACAGCUCCAUGUCAGAAACAAACCAACUGCAAGAGCCUGGGACUCAAAGUGGCUCAUAAAGGAACCUCUACGGAGGACACCGUGUGUGAAGAAGAAUCGAGAUUCUGUGAAACAGAUAUUAGUCUUUGUGAAGAAGCCUUGUUUCGGUUACCUAAGGCCAACUGGUCGGAUUUACUCGUUCAGAAAUUGCCACCAACUGCACUGAUGUUACAGCAAAUAGAGUCAAUUAAACAGAGCUAUGACCCCAAGGAUCAGCCAUUCUACUUGUUCAAGUUGUACAAGAGUCAAAACAAAGGGGACAUGUCUUUCAGAAAUUUAGUACAAGAUAUUAAAGACUGUGAAACAGGAGUCCUGAAGCAAAUUAGGCAUUUACCAUUGACUACAAAACAUCUCACUGCAUUGAUGCACAGUUUGCCGGGCAAACCAAUAAAAAAGGAGGAUAUAGAAAACACCCUGAAGUCAUGUGACCGACCAAAGCAAAUACUGAAGCUGCUUAGCUUGUGGAGAGACAAAAAUGGAGGAGACACCAUUGAAGGCCUCAAACAGCUAACAACCAGCAAGCUACCUAAAAUGUUAAGAAAGCCUGUGAAGAAACUGGAGCGGUUUCUGAACGGUGUUAAUAUGUACAGACUGUUUGAAAAAAUCAUUCUACAGAUCAAUGGCACACAAUCUCAUCUUGGCAAAUCAGAUUCGUUAUUAUGACUGGUGAGCAGGUAACUCACCAAUGGACCAUUUCAAGCUAUCUACCGAUCAUUGAACCUCAUGGCUUAAAGGAAAAUAGCAGAGCCUACCUUUAUUUUUUUCCCCCCAAGAAGCUGACUGGUUGAUGUAGGCAAUAUAGACUCUUUUCUUUCAAGCAAUUGUUAUGAGGUCCAUCAUGAUGAAACUGGAGACUUAUUCUGGUACCUUCUGUAUAAGCUUUAUUUAUGAAUAUUUUUGAAAGUAUUUUUUUAUAAUAUAUGCUUUAGUAAAGUGGAUUAAAACAGUUCUAUCUAA
Messenger RNA from Rana temporaria (common frog), 1622 nucleotides. It is a transcript of the gene TNFRSF11B, whose product is annotated as TNF receptor superfamily member 11b. The record is from RefSeq and is a predicted model, not a curated record. NCBI's taxonomy places the organism in Eukaryota, Metazoa, Chordata, Amphibia, Anura, Ranidae. Bases 171 to 1328 code for a protein of 385 amino acids. The transcript is spliced from 5 exons. Gene Ontology annotation, molecular function: protein binding.